UGUAACAAUUCAUGUGAAAAUGGUCUCUGGAGUUCUGUAUGUUGUACUUCAAACUUUGUUGUUUUUCCAUGGUUUAUUGUAUCCAUGAGAAGGGGUGGGGUAAUUUGUUUUUUCAUCUCUUUCUUUUUCGGGUCUAAAGAUAUGAUUAUACGCUGUCGUUUCUAGACGUUCAAAAGCCAAAAGUGAAAAAUAUGCCUUAGCAUAUACGUCUGCCUUCACUUUCUCUGUGUUUCUGGCCGAGCAGACUCAUCGGUUCGAGGAAAACGAUGUUUGGACAGACACAGCGGAAAGUAAACGCUUAUGCUUGGUUAUUGUCGGGAUAUUAAUUGUAUAUAAUAGCAAUGAACAAGAAAGCCUUGGCCAUUUUGAUGCGAGCCAGAAUGAGACCUAACGAUCCUACCAAGCUCGCCCUUUCUCCUUUAUCGGAUGAGGUUAAUCAAUUGCUGUCAAAUUCUCAAGGAAACCAAUCUAGUGGAAACUUGGCACGCCAUGCCCCUGAAGAUGGAAAUGGAAAGCUCAAUAAGCAAAGGUCGUUCGAGGUUGUACGAGAAUCAAUGCACUCAGCUAUAUCAAUGAACAAAACUGAAGUUCUAGAUUCUGUACUUAAUGAUUUUUUGGAGGGUUAUUUUAGCCUUUCUUUUGAGAACCGCAGGAAAUUAUUGCUGACACUUGCCAAGGAGUAUGAUCUAAACAGGACACAAGUUCGUGAACUCAUACAGCAAUAUAUUGGACUUCAGCUACCCAGUGGGAAUGAAACUCAAUCAGGAGUAGUUGAAGAUGAAGGCUUUCUUUCAACUUUCUAUCGCAUAGAGAGAAAUUUGAGACAUUCCCUGAAGCCAGUGUAUGAAAUUCUCUUUGACCGACUCAACAACCAUCCUGGAGGGCUGAAGUUUUUGACUAUCCUUAGGGCUGAUAUUUUAUCCAUUCUCACAGAAGAAAAUAUUGCCUCAUUGCGAGCAUUAGUUUCAUAUCUGAAGGAGAAGCUUAGUUCUUGGCUUAGUCCUGCUGCUUUAGAGCUCCAUCAGAUUACAUGGGAUGAUCCUGCCUCUUUGCUGGAGAAAAUUGUGGCUUAUGAGGCAGUGCAUCCAAUCAGUAAUCUUUUUGAUCUUAAGAGAAGGCUGGGAGUUGGUCAUCGUUGUUUUGGAUAUUUUCAUUCAUCCAUACCUGGUAAACCUCUUAUUUUUAUUGAAGUUGUGCUUUUGAAUAAUGUAGCGCAUACAAUACAGGAAGUUUUGUGGGAUCAUCCUCCAAUUCCUGAAAGUGAGGCAAUAUGCGCAUUAUUUUACUCCAUAUCAUGAACUCAGCCUGGCUUGGAAGGAAUCAACCUAGGAAAGUUUCUUAUUAAACGUGUUAUUACAUUGGUAAAAAGAGAUAUGCCACAUAUUUCUGUGUUUGCUACACUUAGCCCUAUCCCAGGAUUCAUGCAGUGGCUUCUGUCCAAGUUGGCAUCUCAGUCAAAACUUGCUGAAGCAGAGGACAUAUCAUGUUCAUCGGCUGAUAGAUCUAGGCUAACUUUCUAUGAGAAUGUACUUGAGCCAGAAGAAGAAAGAGCAGUUGUGGAUUCAUCUGGGGAUCUUGCUGCUGGAAAAAAUGGCAUGGAAAUAAUGUUGAACUUGCUGACAUCAACAAGUCAUGAGUGGACUAGUUCAGCUAAAUUGCUUUCAGCAUUAGAACCACCUCUAAUGCGACUAUGUGCAAGGUACCUUCUGCAAGAGAAAAAGAGAGGAAAAGCUCUAGAUUCUGUUGCAAACUUCCAUUUGCAGAAUGGAUCAUCUUGAAUGGUUCAAAGAAUAAACUGGAUGGCUGACCGAUCAGAAAAAGGCUUACGUCAAAGUGCAGGUAUCAUGGUGAACUAUGUCUACAGGCCAGAGAAUAUUGAAGAUUAUGCUCAGUCUCACUUCAGCACAGGGCUUAUCCAUACUUCGAAUGAUGUGCAACGAUACGUUCAGCAAUUGACGGAAGGAAGAGAAUGAAAGUAGGUUUCAUGGCUUACCCACUUUUAACAUACUUCUUUUUAUGAUUUCCAAGAUUCAAAGAAAGAUACUUGCAUUUGCUAGCUGUCUAUUUGUAGUGUCGUCUUCACUGAAAAAUGUAGAUAUAACAACGCGCACCUUUAUUUGCUUUAAAUGGUCAGCUGUUCAUAUAUAACCAAAGCUUCCAAUAAUAUAUAAAAACUGAUGGGAUUUUGGUUUGAAAUCUCUUUGUGAA
Molecule: messenger RNA, 2208 nt
Organism: Durio zibethinus
Lineage: Eukaryota; Viridiplantae; Streptophyta; Magnoliopsida; Malvales; Malvaceae
Source: RefSeq, a predicted model, not a curated record